AUGGCCGGCGGGGGCUCCUUCUGGCCGCGGCUGCUGCUGGUGCUGCUGGCGGGGGCGGCGUGCCUGGUGCAGCGCGCCCAGCUGAGGAAGCUGCUCCGCUGCCCGGCCACUUGCAGCUGCACCAAGGAGUCCGUCAUCUGCGUGGGCUCGGCCAGCGUGCCGCGGAGCCUCGCCGGAGACAUCGGCUCCUUGAGCCUGGUCAAUGGAACUUUUCCCGAAAUAAAAGACAGAAUGUUUUCUCACCUGCCUUCCUUACAGUUGCUGUAAUUCUGGUGGGGUUUUUUUUUGUUUGUUUGUUUUUCUCUCUUAACCUCUUCUUUUUUUAUGCCUCUUUAUCCCUUUUUGCACAGAUUUAUUGAAGGGAAUAAAAUUGAAACCAUUUCGAGGAACGCUUUUCGUGGUCUUCGAGACUUGACUCAUCUCUCUCUCGCCAAUAACCAGAUUAAAGCUUUGCCAAGGGACAUCUUCAGCGAUUUGGAUUCUCUGAUCGAACUAGACUUGAGGGGAAACAGGUUUGAGUGUGACUGCAAAGCCAAGUGGCUGUUUUUGUGGUUAAAGAUGACAAACUCCACCGUUUCCGAAGUCCUGUGUGUUGGUCCGGCAGAAUUUCAAGACAAGAAAUUAAACGACGCCUUGAGCUUUGACGAUGAAUGCACUACUACAGAUUUUGUUGUCCAUCAGAUUUUGCCCUAUCAAUCAGUGUCGAUUGACACAUUCAACUCUAACAACGAUGUCUAUGUUGCCAUCGCACAACCCAAUAUGGAAAACUGCAUGGUGCUAGAAUGGGACCACAUCGAGAAGAACUUCAGGAGUUACGACAACAUCACCGGUCAGUCCAUCGUAGGUUGCAAGGCCAUCUUGAUCGACGAUCAAGUUUUUGUGGUGGUGGCCCAGCUCUUUGGCGGAUCCCACAUUUAUAAGUACGAGGAAAGCUGGACCAAGUUUGUCAAGUUCCAGGAUAUCGAAGUUUCCCGCAUCUCCAAGCCGAACGACAUCGAACUCUUUCAGAUAGAGAGCGAAACCUUCUUCAUCAUUGCCGACAGUUCGAAGGCCGGACUGACCACCGUUUAUAAGUGGAACAACAAAGGGUUCUACUCCUACCAGUCUCUCCACGAGUGGUUCCGGGACACGGAUGCCGAGUUUGUGGACAUAGAUGGGAAAUCUCAUUUGAUCCUGUCCAGUCGCUCGCAGAUCCCUAUUAUCCUCCAGUGGAACAAGAAUUCCAGAAAGUUCCUCCCGCAUGGCGAGAUAGCCAACAUGGAAGACGUGUUGGCUGUGAAAAGUUUCCGAAUACAGGACAGCCUGUAUAUUACGCUCACCAGAUUUAUUGGCGACUCGCGAGUGAUGAAAUGGAACAGCAAACAGUUUGUGGAGAUCCAGGCUCUCCCUUCCCGCGGGGCCAUGAUCCUGCAGCCUUUCUCCUUUAAGGGCCACCAUUACCUUGCUCUGGGAAGUGACUACACCUUCUCCCAGAUAUUCCAGUGGGACGCCGAGAAAAGCCUCUUCCAAAUAUUUAAGGAGAUCUACGUGCAGGCGCCUCGCUCCUUCACCGCCGUGUCAACGGACAGGCGAGAUUUUUUCUUCGCUUCCAGCUUUAAAGGCCACACGCAAAUAUUUGAACACAUCCUCGUGGACUUGAGUUUAUGA
Molecule: messenger RNA, 1647 nt
Organism: Protobothrops mucrosquamatus (brown spotted pit viper)
Lineage: Eukaryota; Metazoa; Chordata; Lepidosauria; Squamata; Viperidae
Gene: LGI2
Product: leucine rich repeat LGI family member 2
Exons: 7
Biological process (GO): inhibitory synapse assembly
Molecular function (GO): protein binding
Source: RefSeq, a predicted model, not a curated record